UCUCAACAGCACAUAAGUUUGAACGUCUCAGUGUCACUGUCACUUCUGUUUCCUCUGGGAUGGACUCAUGACAGAGAAUUUCUAAAAUCUGAAACCCGACAGACAUCGGUUUGGAACCAUGGGCGACUGGUCCUAUCUGUCCACCCUGCUUGACAAAGUCCAGUCUCACUCCACUGUAGUGGGGAAGAUUUGGAUGAGCGUCCUUUUCCUCUUCAGGAUCUUCGUCUUGGGUGCAGCAGCAGACAAAGUCUGGGGAGAUGAAGUGUCAGAGUUCUACUGUGAUACGCAUGAACCAGGAUGUAAACAUGCCUGCUACAACUGGAAGUUUCCCAUUUCCUACGUCCAUUACUGGGUCCUGCAGAUCACCUUUGUGUCCACACCCACCCUGGUCUACCUGGGCCAUGCAGUUCACAUCAUUCACAAAGAAAGGCGACUGAUGGAGCAGCUGAAGGAGGCAUCUCAGGGAACUGUACUGAAGAAACCCAAGUACACGGAUGACAGAGGGAAGGUGAAGAUAAGAGGGAUCCUUUUCUGCACCUACAUGAUCCAGUUGAUUGUUAAGAUCCUCCUGGAAGUGGGCUUCACUGUGGGUCAGUUCUACAUCUUUGACUCUGUUUUCAUGGACAGCUUCUACCACUGUCAGCUGUCUCCACCUUGUGCCCGUUACACUGGAGCCCAGUGUUACAUCUCUCGUCCAAUGGAGAAGACCAUCUUUAUCUUUUUUAUGUUUGGAGUUUCAGGCAUUUCAGUGCUUCUCAAUGUGGUUGAGAUAAUUUACCUGAUCCACAGCAAGAGGCGAGGUGCCAGAAAACAACUUUUAGGUCACCAGCAUGCACUCAGCUCUCAGCACCAGCUAUCAAACCCAGCCUGGGAGGCCAUGAGCAGCCAGUGUGGAGGUUUUCCUCUGCUGCCUCUGCCCACUCACGGCCCACUGGGCCUUAGAGAUGAGCUGAAAGACAAAGAAACCUGAUGCUGAAUGUCAGAUUUUAACAUCUGCUUUAUUAUUCUAAGAGUGAAUACUGACUGUCAUCACAUACUUACUGGUUGGAUUGUGUGAAGGUUCGGAGUGAAUCAAAUUAAUGCAAUCUGCUUCAGUAUGACUGUUUGUAGUUUCUAAGUUCACUCAGAUAAGAUCGGUGAUGGAAAAGCUCUUCACUGACAGAAAUAACUUUACUGAAUAUACUGUAUUUGGAAAAUGUUAAACGGAGAUACAUUCUGCCAUAAAUGAUUGAAUCUGAUUAACUUAACACAUUUUCUCAAAUAUAAAACAUUAAAAACUUUGUAAUAAAUUCAUUAACCGU
This is a messenger RNA of Melanotaenia boesemani (Boeseman's rainbowfish), 1301 nucleotides long. Its product is annotated as gap junction Cx32.2 protein-like. NCBI's taxonomy places the organism in Eukaryota, Metazoa, Chordata, Actinopteri, Atheriniformes, Melanotaeniidae. The transcript is spliced from 2 exons. Bases 119 to 970 code for a protein of 283 amino acids. The record is from RefSeq and is a predicted model, not a curated record. Gene Ontology annotation, cellular component: connexin complex. Gene Ontology annotation, biological process: cell communication.